GAGUGAAGUCAAGUCAAGUACCAUUCUAAAUGGUAUAAUAAUGAGAUUAGACAAUAAUAAAUAGAGCUUAUACUUUUCUUUGCUUGUUUGUUUGUUAAAUUUUGAAGAAGCUUCUUCGUGAAUAGAACCACCGACGCAGACGUCAUCAUCAUCAUAAACAAUCCCUAUCUUAGUCUCAACUCUAAUUAAUAAAAUUAAAUCAGAUUAAUUCUCAAAAUGUUUAACUGUACGAAACCAAUCAUAAUACAUAAAUAAAUCUAUUAUGAAAAUGUCAAACUUCCACAACGGUUUAUUGAUUAAACUAUUCCAAUUACAGAAAGAGAGUAAAGGUGGACCUUUCUAGAGAGAGAGAGAAAGAGAGCUCGAAAUCUCAUCUCUCUGAGCUUGGGGGGCUUAACAAUGGAAGAUUUCAGAUCCAGAUCAUUAGGGCAUGGAAAAAUGCAGAUGGAGAGUUACUACGGGACUGGGGGAACGGGAACGGGCCCCACCUCGUCUGGGGUCAGUGGUAUGCAAGAUCUCAGGUGUUACAGUGCUUCGUACGCAGCCUCAGUCCACCCAACCCAAGCUCAAUCCCAAUCCCAAGUUGGGAUUGGGAACGAGGGAAAGUUCAAGAAGGGCAAGUCCACAAAUGGGUCAGUCUCCAAAAGUUGGAGUUUUAAUGAUCCAGAGUUGCAGAGGAAGAAAAGGGUCGCUAGCUAUAAAGUCUACACAGUGGAAGGGAAGGUCAAAGGGUCUUUGAGGAAGAGCUUCAGGUGGCUCAAGGAAAGGUGUAGCAGAGUGGUUUAUGGAUGGUAGUGAUUGAAUUCUCCCGGGAAAACCAAAAAUCGGUAGUUACUUUUUCAACUCCUCUUUUCUUGAUUUUUGGUUGUUUGAUUUGCUUAACGCCUCAAUAGUGUAUUGAAUUUGGUGUUCGUUUUAGAAUCUAAGAAGUGUUGGUGAUUUCGUUAAGGCUAUAUAUAUAUGUCUAUUAUUAUUGGUGAAUAAUUGUGUAUAUUCUGGCACUCUUUUAUGUCAAAUUGUAUGGCAGCUCUCUUUUCAUCA
Molecule: messenger RNA, 1041 nt
Organism: Cannabis sativa
Lineage: Eukaryota; Viridiplantae; Streptophyta; Magnoliopsida; Rosales; Cannabaceae
Exons: 1
Coding region: 400-795 (131 amino acids)
Source: RefSeq, a predicted model, not a curated record